AUGUCAGCUCAAGCACCAGGAUUCACUACUGCACCUUCGGACAAAGAGACACCACAGCAAGAUCGCGGCCUGUUCCAUCACGAAGGCAAGAAGCAUGAGUGCCACCACUACGCACGCAUGUACGGUGGCCAAGCUAUGAACGCAGUCAUGUGGGGGUUCGGCGCAACCCUGGGCGCAGACGCUGCAAAUGCCAUGGUGGGAGACAUGAAGCAAUGGUGGAGACACUGA
Aureobasidium melanogenum CBS 110374 is the source of this 228-nucleotide messenger RNA. RefSeq lists its product as uncharacterized. Bases 1 to 228 code for a protein of 75 amino acids. NCBI's taxonomy places the organism in Eukaryota, Fungi, Ascomycota, Dothideomycetes, Dothideales, Saccotheciaceae. The transcript is spliced from 2 exons. The record is from RefSeq and is a predicted model, not a curated record.